Sinocyclocheilus rhinocerous is the source of this 1410-nucleotide messenger RNA. RefSeq names its product protein phosphatase 1, regulatory (inhibitor) subunit 7 (gene ppp1r7). Gene Ontology annotation, molecular function: protein binding. The transcript has 10 exons. NCBI's taxonomy places the organism in Eukaryota, Metazoa, Chordata, Actinopteri, Cypriniformes, Cyprinidae. The coding region runs from base 258 to 1274 and encodes 338 amino acids. The record is from RefSeq and is a predicted model, not a curated record.
UGUAUUUUUAACGAUUUAUUUUCAACGGAGACUCUAAAAAAACAGCGAUUAUUCUUUUUGCUCUCUCUUUAUAACCAAGAUGAGUUUUUAUUUUUAAUCAGUUCAUAUAUUAGUGUGCUCUUACCAUUCAUUCAGACUGCAAUGUGUGAUUGUUUACGUUUAUCACACAGCUAACUGAAGCUACUCUUAUAGUCUGCACGCAUGAAACGACGAUAAAGGCUGCUUCAUUUCUUGGUUUCUCUUUUGAGUGUAUUUAAAUGCCAGACCUCUGUUCAGUGGACAGGAGGGGUGAGUCUGAGGAAUCUGGUGAUGAUGAGACCAAGAGGAAGAGUCUCAAUGGAGAGGUCGACUCCUUGCAAGCCCCUUCGACUGUACCUGAGGAGUCACCUGUUGACAUGGACACCAUAACCUUAGAUCCAGAUGAAGAGGAUGUGGAUCUGGUCCACUGUCGCAUUGGGAAGAUUGAGGGUCUGGAGGUUCUUCGGAAGGCAAAGACGAUUUCUCUUAGGCAAAACCUCAUCAAACACAUUGAGAACUUGGACAGCCUCGUCUCAUUGAGGGAACUCGAUUUUUAUGACAACCAGAUCCGCAAACUAGAGAAUCUUCAGGCCCUAACAGAGCUUGAGCAGCUAGAUGUAUCAUUCAACUUAUUGAGGAAGAUCGAGGGAUUGGAGUGUCUCACAAAAAUCAAGAAGCUCUUCUUGCUUCAUAAUAAGAUUACAAGCAUUGCCAACCUCGAUCAACUGACGAGCCUCCAGAUGCUUGAGCUGGGGUCUAACCGCAUCAGGGUUAUUGAGAAUCUGGAUUCUCUUACUACUUUGGAGAGUUUGUUCCUUGGCACGAAUAAAAUCACUCGGCUACAGAACCUUGAUGGAUUGCACAGUCUGACGGUUCUCAGUAUCCAGAGUAACCGCAUCACGAAGUUGGAAGGACUGCAGAAUCUUGGGAAUCUGCGAGAACUUUACUUGAGUCAUAAUGGCGUUGAAGUCAUUGAGGGCCUGGAGAACAACAAAAAGCUGACAACUUUGGAUAUCGCUGCGAACAGGAUAAAAAAGAUUGAAAAUAUCAGCCAUUUGACUGAAUUAAAAGAAUUUUGGAUGAAUGACAACCAAAUUGAUAACUGGGCAGACUUGGACGAACUCAAGAACGCCAAAGGUCUAGAGACUGUCUAUCUGGAGAGAAACCCUUUGCAGAAGGACCCUCAAUACAGACGCAAGAUCAUGUUGGCUCUUCCCAGUGUCAGGCAGAUAGAUGCCACCUUCAUCCGUUUCUGAUCAUCCACCUCAUUGUGCCCUCCCUCACCCAAACCAUCCACAGCAUAUUAUAAACGCACCACUACCAUAUUACCCUCAUGCACCUCAUGGACACCGUAUGCCCUAUUUAUCUCUUUUAUUUACUUUUUAACAACAA